Hordeum vulgare subsp. vulgare (domesticated barley) is the source of this 2326-nucleotide messenger RNA. Its product is annotated as protein CYPRO4-like. NCBI's taxonomy places the organism in Eukaryota, Viridiplantae, Streptophyta, Magnoliopsida, Poales, Poaceae. The record is from RefSeq and is a predicted model, not a curated record. Gene Ontology annotation, cellular component: cytoplasm; nucleus. Gene Ontology annotation, molecular function: protein binding. Bases 167 to 2056 code for a protein of 629 amino acids. The transcript is spliced from 2 exons.
GUCCCACGCACCGACCUCCAAACCCACACUUAUAAUCCCGUCGCGGCCCACCGACCGACCUGAUCGCUUUCCUCUCCCACACCCGCUCCCCGCCCCCGCCCCGAUCACCGCCGAAUUCCCCUCCUCCUCGUCUCACUCUCUGCCAGCCAACCACCCCCCGCCGGCCAUGGGCGCCGCCAACAGCCGCGAGGACGAGCUCACCUCCUCCUCCGGCGAGGAGGAUGAGGAGUACGAGCCCGAGUCCGUGCCGCGGAAGGACGACCCGCUCCGGGCCACCACCCCCGCCUCCAUCGAGUUCCUCGACGCCAAGCUCCGGGCCCUCGACCUCAAGUACAAGCGGCCGGACAACGCCGCCCGCCUCUACCUCCACGUCGGCGGCGCCUCCGCCGACGCCCGCUGGGUCCCCGCCGAGCGCCGCGCCACCUACGCCUUCGUCGACAGGGCGGCCUCCGUGGACCACGACCACGACGACGACGACGACCGCGACCGGGGCCGUCGCUCCUCCUCCUCCUCGCCGGCCUCGCGCCCCAGGUGGGUCCUCGAGGUGGGCCCGGGCCGGCGGGUGUCGGCGCCCGUGGGGCAGGAGCUGCAGCUCAAGGCGCUCCCGGGGCAGCGCCGGGCCGACUUCGCCGCGGCCGGCUCCGUGUGGGCGCUGCGGUUCCCCAACGACGCCGCGUUCCGCCGCUUCCGCGAGGAGUACGACCGGUGCCUCUUCGAGAACACGUACGGGGUCGAGGCCACGGACGAGGGCCGCCGGGAGGUCUUCGGCGCCGACUUCGCCGCCUGGGCGCGCCCCGCCGAGGCCGACGACGCCGUCUGGGCCGACGCGGAGGACGACCUCGCCCCUCCCCCCGCCGCCAGGGACCUGCUCGAGGAGUUCGAGGAGGAGGCUGGGGACGGCAGCGGCAUCCAGAGCCUCGCGCUCGGCGCGCUCGACAACAGCUUCCUGGUCGGCGGCGCCGGGAUCCAGGUCGUCAAGAACUUCCGCCACGGCGUGCACGGCAAGGGCGUGUCCGUCAGGAUCUCGGGCGGCCGCGGUGGCAGUACCACCACCAGCUACUCGACGCCCAAGAAGGCCCUGCUCAUGCGCGGCGAGACCAAUAUGCUGCUGAUGAGCCCGGGUGACACCAGCGCGCCCCAUUCCAACGGCGUCCACCAUGUCGACAUCGAGACCGGCAAGGUUGUCACCGAGUGGCGGUUCGAGAAGGAUGGCACUGACAUCACCAUGCGAGACAUUGCCAACGACAGCAAGAGCGCGCAGCUCGAGCCCUCCGGUUCAACCUUCUUGGGGCUGGACGACAACCGGCUGUGCAGGUGGGACAUGCGUGAUGCAAGGGGCAGGGUGCAGACGAUCGGCAACUCCUCCGACUCGCCGGUGCUGCACUGGUCACAGGGCCAUCAGUUCUCGCGGGGCACCAACUUCCAGUGCUUCGCAAGCACCGGGGAUGGCUCCAUUGUUGUUGGCUCUGUCGAUGGCAAGAUCAGGCUCUACUCCAAGAGUUCGAUGCGGAUGGCCAAGACGGUGUUCCCUGGUCUUGGGUCGCCAAUCACGCACGUCGACGUUACUUAUGAUGGGAAGUGGAUUCUGGGCACCACAGACACAUACUUGGUUUUGAUUUGCACUAUCUUCAAAGACAAGGAUGGGAAAGAGAAGACUGGAUUCAGUGGGCGUAUGGGGAACAGGAUCGCGGCGCCGAGGUUGUUGAAGCUCAGCCCUCUUGAUUCAAUCCUGGCUGGGAACGACAACAAAUUCCACGGUGGACAAUUUUCAUGGGUAACAGAGAACGGGAAGCAAGAAAAGCACCUCGUCGCGACAGUCGGCAAGUUCAGCCUGAUAUGGAACUUCCACCAAGUCAAGGACAGCAACCAUCACUGCUACCGCGACCAGGAGGGUCUGAAGAGCUGCUACUGCUACAAGGUCGUCCUCAAGGAAGAGUCCAUCGUUGACAGCCGGUUCAUGCACGAGAACUUCGCAGGAUCCGACUCCCCUGAAGCUCCCCUGGUGGUCGCCACCCCGAUGAAAGUCAGCUCCUUCAGCAUCGCAAACAGACGUUGAUUCUGAUGUUUCUCCGUUCUGAACCGUAGUGCUAGAAGUUACGGGUCUCUGUGCAGAUUGGUCACUCUUCUAAUUUUUUUGUCUGGUUCUUGUGGCCUUCUUUUCAGUGUAAAGUCAUGUAGUAUUUGCUUGCGGUUUUAGACUUGCGUGUUUGCUUGUGGGUAAAACAUAUGGCCUCAAUCUGAAUGUUCGGACAAUAGUGUAGUGUUCUGUGUGUGUAAUGUAAACAUCAUUUUCACGCGCGUAUAAUGGAAGUGUGUUUAGAAAGAA